This is a messenger RNA of Oryza brachyantha (malo sina), 666 nucleotides long. Its product is annotated as glycine-rich cell wall structural protein 1.0-like. Lineage: Eukaryota; Viridiplantae; Streptophyta; Magnoliopsida; Poales; Poaceae. The coding region runs from base 1 to 579 and encodes 192 amino acids. The transcript has a single exon. The record is from RefSeq and is a predicted model, not a curated record.
AUGGCAGGAACAAAACUUGCAGCUCUUGGGUUCUUCGUUCUCUUGAGCAUGGGGCUAGCUAAUGCUGCGAGAGUAACUAGAUACUCUAGUGCUGAUGGAACAGGUACGGGAGAAGGGUGGGGCGGUGGAGCUGUCAAUGGCAGUGGCUCUGGUGCUGGGGCUAGUGUCGGGGCCGCACAGAGUGGCUCGAAUGGUGCCAAUGCUACCGCGGGAGGCGGCGGUGGAGGUGCUGGCACCAGCCAAUAUGGUGGAUACGGGGCGGGUGGCGGAUCUGGUGCAGGUUCAAGCUCUAGUCAGUAUGCUACCGGGUAUUACUCUGGUUAUGGUGGUUACUCUAGCGCUGGAGGUAAGGGUGCAGGCAGUGGUGGAGGACAAGCUGGAGGAUAUUGGCCAUCUACUGGAUCAGGAUCCGGUAAUGGUACUGGCUCUGGCUCUAGUUCAGCCAAUACAUACUAUGGCGGACCAAGUUAUGCGAAUGCUGGUGCUAAUGGAAAUGCUAAUGGCCAAGGCAAUGGUACCUAUGGUGGGAGCGGUAGUGGCAAAGGCAAUGGUUCGGGAUAUGGUGAUGCUAAUCCGUGAUUUUAGUCGUCGAUCUGCGAUCAAAACAUACAUGAAUAGAGCCUGACGUGUGAUAUUUAUGCGUACUCUAUUCUGUCUAGUAAGAAA